AUGUCGCCUCCGCGACGUCGUUCCGCCCGUUUGGCGAGCGUCCAAAAGACGCCAAAGGCAUCAACGCCUCAGCCGAACCUCGCCUCUCUCGAUGAGCAGCCCGAGACUGCGGAGCGUGAUGGCUCCUCUGCGAAGGAAAAUGGAGCGCCCUCUUCACCGCCUCCACGCACACCAGCCAAAUCGACUCCGCCAAAGCCUCCAAUGUCCGAGAUGCAUCCCAGCAAAGUCCACCCGUCCAUGACCUCGGCUCCCUCCUCCGCACUGCGUCUCGGCUUCAGCGACAUCCGCCCUGCUGCGGGCCCAGCAGGCCGCGACCAGCCGUCGGGCGCCGCGCAGGACACGCCGUCAAAGACCAAACUCCCUUCAUCGCCCUUCUCCUUCCGUUUCUCUCGGGCCAAUGCCGACAUGGGCCUCAGUGGAAACGCGCAGCGCAUGAUGGAGGAGCUGCGCGAGGAGGCCCUCAAGAUCAAGGCCGAUCUCAUUGCCAAGCGGGAGCAGGAGAAACUCGAAGAGGAACAGGUCAAGGGCCGGAAGAUUGCCCACCCCAAGGGCAAGGCUGGCCGGUACUCUGCCGUGCACAUGGCCGAGUUCAAGAAGAUGGACUCGAUCGAGAACCACCCUUCGGCGUUUCGAGCACAGGCCGGCAGAUUCACCCCUCUUACCAAGGGUGUUAAGCGCACUCAGUCCAGGGCCAACCUCGACGAGCCCGACACCCCUCGGAACAAGGCCAAGCAGGCUGCCGCAACCCCUGCUAAGCGGCCCAACCCAUUGUUCAACCGAGGAUGCGUCUCGACAUCUCGAAAGCCCGUAUCUAAAGCUCCCGAAGAGCCCAUCUCUGCCGUCAAGCGUAUGAAACAGCACAUCGGUAACGACGUCUCCAGCAGCAGGCCUGUUUCUCGCGACGGCAGCUUCCUCCCUCGACCAACGACUGCUACUGGCUCAAAAGAAUUCGGUGGCAUUCCACGCUCGCAGACGCUGGAGUCUCUGAUGACCCCGACCAAGUCUUCGGUGGCUCGCUCCCAGAGCACCAAGACCCCGACCAAGUCCGGCAUCCCAAUCACACCAUCCAUGAGCAGCUUCAGCAGCCUGAAGCGGUCAGCGACCACAAACAGCAUUCAGAAGGCGGAGGAGGAAGUUGAUACCGCGUCCACUACCUUGAAGAGCCCAGGCCGUCUUGAUAGAGUCAAGUCGAUCCUUCGUGGCCGCAAGAUUGCUCCUAUGAAAUCCAAGAGUGCACUUCCCCUGCCCGCCGGCCCCAUCUCAAAGACCCCCAUGCCGCCGAGGGUCAAUAAGGCACUUCCAUCUGUUCCUCUGACUACUCCAGGCCGCAAGCUCGUCAAGCGCGUCGACUUCACGCCCGACACUAAGCGAGCUGCUAUUCUCCAAAAUUCCCCGUCUCCCGUCAAAUCAACAAUUCAGCACUCUCCAUCGCCCAUCAAGGCUGCAAUCCCCAAGUCGAGGUUCACGUUUGGUACUGCCAAGGUUGAAUACCCUACCCUGGACGCAGUCCUGCGCCAGAGCGAGGAGCCUGCGGAGGAGGAGGAUAAGGACGUUGUCUACCCUGACUUGAGCGCUCAUCGGCCCCUUCCCGUGCCUCCGAAGCAGAAAUCGGCCCCAGAGCCCACUGUUCCCGGCACAUUCACCUUCCGGAGCGACCAUACCAUCGACUUUGGUGACACCUCACCGUCGGGCUUCGGAGCUUCUCCUGGACAGUCGAGUGUCCGUCACGUCCGCCCGUCCAUCAUGCCGACGAUGGGCAUGCCCGGAAGCUUCCCGCUGUCUGUCUCGAGCGUCGGAUCCAACAAGGAGAACAAGCCUCCCGUCCCGUCGAUCCCGGCCGCGCCGCACGGACUGCCCAACAAGAAGCGCCACCGGGCUGCCGAGGAUGACGACGACGAAGAGGGACCGGAGGCGGACGAGCGGGCCGCCAAGAAGCGCCGGGCGGACCCGGUUCCGGAAGGCGAGGCUCUGCUGGCGCCGCGGCUCAUGGCGCAGAACAGGGGCAGCCCGCAGAGGAAGAUUCUUGGUAGUGCCAAGAAGCCGUCGCAGAUUCCUGGCUUCGCCGAGUCCCGGACCCCGAGCCCGGUCAAGAAGAAGGCGGUGCUGAGCCUGAGCCGGCUGAACAUGCUCGCGCGUCCGAAGAUGAGGAAGUGA
This is a messenger RNA of Thyridium curvatum, 2154 nucleotides long. RefSeq lists its product as uncharacterized. The record is from RefSeq and is a predicted model, not a curated record. The transcript has 2 exons. Lineage: Eukaryota; Fungi; Ascomycota; Sordariomycetes; Thyridiales; Thyridiaceae. Bases 1 to 2154 code for a protein of 717 amino acids.